Molecule: messenger RNA, 2775 nt
Organism: Coccinella septempunctata (seven-spotted ladybird)
Lineage: Eukaryota; Metazoa; Arthropoda; Insecta; Coleoptera; Coccinellidae
Exons: 4
Coding region: 1-2775 (924 amino acids)
Biological process (GO): proteolysis
Molecular function (GO): aspartic-type endopeptidase activity
Source: RefSeq, a predicted model, not a curated record
AUGUCUCAAAAGUCGGGAAGAUCUUCUCCAUCUCCAAAAGAGGAUGACGCUCAACUCCAGGUCCCUCCUACUCGAUCAUCCAGAUCUUCCACAUCUUCGCAGCCUGAUGUGGGACCUCAAACUCGCUCGGCUGGUCUUCCCACCAACCUCAAAUUGAAAGUCACCACUCAAAUGAGUAGAUUGCAACUCAUGAAGGACAUCUUCUCCAAGCUGUCCAACAUCUCAACAUGGACUGUGCAAGACCUGUCACACACUCAAGAACAGCUGCAAGACCUUCAUAAGAACUUCUCAAAGACUCACUCCAUCGUCAAUCCUCUCCAAAGUUUGAAAGCUCUAGGUGAAGAUCUAGAGCAGAACAAUAAUCUUUUGGUGUUUCAUAUCAUCAACCGUAUGGAUCACGCCUCUCGAACACAUUGGGAAACUCUCAUCUCCUCUAAUAACGAAUUUCCCUCCUUCGCUCAGUUGAUGGAGUUCCUCCAAUCUCGCUCCAGAGCUCUAGAAUGGACUGAGUCCAACCAGAGACAGUCACCUCAAGAAUCAUCUCGCUCUUGCACAACAGUGCACACCAUCUCUCAAAAGGUUACAGCUCAAAAUAAACCUUCUCCUUCACUCAUCUCAAGCAAACCGGCCUCCUCGAACACUCCAAUCUCAAAAGUCUCUUCUAUGCCCAACUACACCUGUGAUGAUUGUGGACACGACCACUUUAUUGCAGAUUGCCCUCGCUUCUCCAAACGCUCACCUCAAGAAAAAGCUGAUGUAGUAUUACAUCGCAUCCUCGGCUCUAACUGCCUCGGCAGACAUCAUCGCCACUCUUGCAGAACGACAAAGAUCUGCAAAAUCUGUGGAAGUCGUCAUCACACUCUUCUACAUGAUGCUCCUCUCAGCAGUAAACCACACUGCAAAGUUCCACCGGUACCCCCUCGAGUGCUUCCACAAUACGCUCUCACAUCUCAAAAAUCUGCUCAAAGGGAGCUACCUCAACCACGACUCAACACUCUUCUCGCCACUGCCAUCGCCCAUCUCAUCACCUCAACAGGAUCACACACGGUUCGACUACUCAUCGACAGUGGAUCCGAGCUGACCUUCAUCUCUCAAGAUCUAGCAAGAAAACUCAACAUCCCUAGAAGGAAGUCGCAUGUUGUAAUUGUGGGAAUUCAUGGAAAGACUUCUAAGACACAGGGAUCUCUCGCCCUCGCUCUCAAGUCGACGUAUGACCAUCAAACCAUAAAUAUUGAUGCUCACAUUCUUUCAUCAUCUUUCUCUAAUUUGCCUUCCUUCUAUACAUGUUUUCAGCAAUCUCUACAUCUCCAGCAUCUCAAGUUAGCUGAUCCAGAAUACCACAUCUCAAGAGCCAUCGACAUCAUUUUGGGUGCUGAUGUAUAUGGCUCAGUUGUUCUUCCUCAGAUGAAAAAAGGCCCUCCAUCAUCUCCAAUCGCGCAACUCUCAAUCUUCGGCUGGCUAAUCCUAGGACCUGUGUGUCAAGAACAGGAACGCCUUCCAAUCCAAUCUCCAAUGUUUCAUACUGUUCAAGAUGAAGAUCUACAUCAUCUCCUCACUAAGUUUUGGGAACAGGAAGAAAUUCAACCAACGCCUACCUCACAUCUCACCUCUGACGAGCAAGAAUGUGAAAACCACUUUGUCUCCACUCACUCUAGUCUCGCCUCAGGGAAAUACAUGGUAAGAUUACUAUUGAAAUCAUCUAUUGACGUCUUAGGUUCUUCCAGACAACGAGCCUUCCGAUGUCUGCAAGCCUUGAUUCGGAAAUUCGACAAGGAUCCUGACUACUCUCUGCUCUACCACCAAUUUCUCGAUGAAUAUGAACUCCUCCAGCACAUGCAACCAGUCUCGUCAGAAAAGGUCAGCUCAAGAUAUUUUCUUCCUCAUCAUGGUGUUCUCAAAACAGACAGCUCUACAACGAAACUGCGAGUAGUCUUCAACGGCUCCAGCCCCACCUCGACUGGCAUUUCUCUCAACGAUAUUAUGCACACCGGAGCGAAACUACAACUCGACGUGAUUGAUGUUCUUAUGUGGGUGCGUAAAUUUAAAUUUGUCUUCUCUACAGAUAUCACAAAGAUGUACAGACAGAUUCUUGUUCAUCCUGAUGAUUGGGAUCUUCAAAGCAUCCUUUGGCUCGACUCAAACAACAACGUGAAGACAUACCAUCUCACAACAGUCACAUACGGAACUAGAUCAGCUCCAUUUUUGGCAAUCAGAGUUCUUCUCCAACUUCUCAAAGAUGAGGGUCACAACUUUCCACUAGCCAUUCCUCCAUUAACGAAAGGUCGUUAUGUCGAUGAUAUUUGUGGUGGAGCAGAUACUGAACAUCAACUUCUCGAAAUUGCCAAACAACUCCAGAACCCUUGCAUGGCGGCCGGCCUUCCGCUAGCAAAAUGGCAGUCAAACGUCUCAAGUCUCUCUCACGUCACUCAAGAGGAAGAAUCAACAUCCACUACAAUCUCAUUCGAUGAAGGUUCUCACUCAACUAAAGUGUUAGGUCUAAUCUGGUACCCUCAAGAGGACUAUUUCACUUUUAAAAUGAAACUCACCAAACAACUACUCUACAUGUACAAGGCACUGUGGCACCGCUCUCAACAACUCAUGGCACAACUACCUACAUCUCAAGUGCAGCCAUCUCAUCCAUUCCUCUACACUCUGAGGAUUGAAAGCAGUCUGUUCGCUCCAGUUAUGGGUGGAUUGAGUAGCUCAGACACUGGAGUGAUGGAUUGCCUCAACUUCCUCACAAUGGAUAAUUUACGAAGACCUACUCGAUUAUAA